GUCGGUGUUGGCGCUGCGAGAGUUGGAGGCGCGGCCCGCGGCGGCGGCGGUGGCGGUGGCGGUGGUGGCGGAGGCAGCUGGCGACCGGGCGCGUUAGACGGGGCCGGGGUCCGCGGCGCGCUCUCCGCCCACAGAAAUGAGCCGCCAGACUGCUACAGCAUUACCCACUGGCACCUCAAAGUGUCCACCAUCCCAGAGGGUACCUGCCCUGACUGGCACAACUGCAUCCAACAAUGACUUGGCGAGUCUUUUUGAGUGUCCUGUCUGCUUUGACUAUGUGUUGCCACCCAUUCUUCAGUGUCAGAGUGGCCAUCUUGUUUGUAGCAACUGUCGUCCUAAACUCACAUGUUGUCCGACCUGCCGGGGUCCACUGGGAUCCAUCCGCAACUUGGCUAUGGAGAAAGUGGCCAAUUCAGUACUUUUCCCUUGUAAAUACGCCUCUUCUGGAUGUGAAAUAACUCUCCCGCACACAGAAAAGGCAGAGCACGAGGAGCUCUGUGAGUUCAGGCCUUACUCCUGCCCCUGCCCUGGUGCUUCCUGUAAGUGGCAAGGCUCAUUGGAUGCUGUCAUGCCCCACCUGAUGCAUCAGCACAAGUCCAUUACAACCCUGCAAGGAGAAGAUAUAGUUUUCCUUGCUACAGACAUUAACCUUCCUGGUGCUGUUGACUGGGUGAUGAUGCAGUCUUGUUUUGGCUUUCACUUCAUGUUAGUCUUGGAGAAACAGGAAAAAUACGAUGGUCACCAGCAGUUCUUUGCAAUUGUACAGCUGAUAGGAACACGCAAGCAAGCUGAAAAUUUUGCUUAUCGACUUGAGCUAAAUGGUCAUAGGCGGCGAUUGACUUGGGAAGCGACUCCUCGAUCUAUUCAUGAGGGAAUUGCAACAGCCAUUAUGAAUAGUGACUGCCUAGUGUUUGACACCAGCAUUGCACAGCUUUUUGCAGAAAAUGGCAAUUUAGGCAUCAAUGUAACUAUUUCCAUGUGUUGAAACGGCAAUCAAAUAUUUCUGGCCAGUGUUUAAAAUUUGCAUUUGACUUCACAGAGAAUAAGGCACCCAUCUGCUUGCCAACCUAAAACUCUCCUGGUAGGUAGAAGCUAGACACAUGAAGGUAAAUAAAAAGAAAGGCUGUUAAUACAGGAAACAGUUGCAUGUAGUAACACUAAUAUAUUUAAAAAUAAUUCAACAGUAAACCACUGAAAAAAUAUAUAUAUACCCAAGAUGGGCAUCUUUUGUAUUAAGAAAAAAGAAAGGAAGCAUUGUAAAAUAUUUCUGAACUUCGUGUUUGUUGUAGAUUGAUUGUAUUGUUGACAACAAUUUUUUGGGGAUGUGUGUCUGUGCACACAUGGGUGCACGAGUGUGGUUGGUUUUCCUUUAACUGACAAGCCAUCUGCGUGGUCAUGGACCACUGCUUUCCCCUUGUGAGUAAUACAUAGUGCUGCUGUGUGUUUUGUUUUGUUUUCUUUUCUUUUUUUGUGUGUGUAUUUGCUAAUUUUUAUUCUAGUUUUUCAUUAAAUAAAUUUGACUUUCUUUUCUGUAAUUCAGGUUUUUCUCACUUUUGUACCUUUAAGUUAGUGUCUUUUUGAUAUUCAUAAUUGUUUAUGUCAAAAGUUUGUGUUCAGUACAUACUUUCUUUUCCUUCAAUCAGUUUAUUAGAACUAUUUUUAAUUCAGCCCUUUUGUGAAAAUAGGAAUUCCAGAAAGGAAAGGUAACAUGAGAGCGCUGUGCAAGCUGCAGCAGGUAUGAGACGGUCUUGUCUGUGUGAGUCCCACCAUCAGGCUGACUCUUGGGAAGGUCAGGUUAGGGAGUAAACUGAGUUAUAUAAAUACCUUUAAAAAAUCAGGCCUUUCCUCUCUUCAAAUGUGUUGGGCAAAUCACAUGUUUAAAUUGGUUCUUGUAUUUAUUGGUUUUGCAAAAGUGCAUCAUCAUACACAGUAUUUGUAACUAAAGGAAAUCAUUUGUUUUUAAAAAAAGGCAGUUUGCAAAAAAUGUUUUUGGUCUUUUAUAAUUCUCAUUAAAAGAUUAUCUGGCAAAUUAAAAAAAAUCUUAAUGUGUUUACUUUAGCUCUAGGUUGGUUUGUUUUGUUUUGUUUUUUCCUGGAGCUGAGGACUGACUACAGGGCCAGCACUUGCUAAGCAAGCACUCUCUCACUGGGCUACGUCCCUAACCCGUGGCUCUAAUAGAGCUCUUUGAUAAAGUCCAGAGUGGUUUCCUGUAUUUAGAGCAGAAGAUUAGGAGAUUAUAUGCCACUGUUUUGAAGUAUGUUAGUUUUAUUCUGAAGCACAGAAAGGACUAGGUUCUCCCCCCAUUUGAUUCCCAUAAGGACAUUUAGGGUAUGCCUGAUUAAUGCUGAUCACUCUUUUCCUUUAUGAAAACUGAGUUUAUCAUCGUAGUUCCAGUGGUGGAGUUUGACUCCGCAGCGUGGCUGCCAAGUUCCUAUGCACUAGUUUACCUCUGUCCAACUUAACCAGCUGUCUGACCUUGGGCCUAGUUUCCUAAUGUGUUAAAUGGAGUUAAAUUAUGGUGAGUAUGUGAAGGGUUAAAUGAGACACUAGUACUCGACCUAAGUAUUCAGCCAGUGUGGAACACUGGAUUUUACCUUUAGUGUUGUGUUCCUAGUUACACUCAGGCACACAGCAGAAAUCUGUCAUUGAUAAUUUUGUAUUUUCCUAGUGGUACCCCAAGCUUAGAAAGUCAUUGAGAAUUAACUUGCAUUUUCCUUUUAUCCUAUUUCCAAUUCUGGAUUAUGGAGCUUGGUUCUGUUAGCCAUUUUCAGUACAAGUAAGCCUUCUAUUGAGUUGAUUGUCAUGUGCUUAUGUAGCUAUAUUUGGGGUGAAAGGGAAUAAUUUAGCCACAGAUUACAACCAGAUUUCAGCUUGUGUGUGUGUUGAGACAAGGUCUUGCUAUCCUGGGUGGCC
Messenger RNA from Microtus oregoni (creeping vole), 2913 nucleotides. RefSeq names its product siah E3 ubiquitin protein ligase 1 (gene Siah1). The record is from RefSeq and is a predicted model, not a curated record. Gene Ontology annotation, cellular component: cytoplasm. Gene Ontology annotation, biological process: proteasome-mediated ubiquitin-dependent protein catabolic process; multicellular organism development. The transcript has 2 exons. Bases 137 to 985 code for a protein of 282 amino acids. Gene Ontology annotation, molecular function: ubiquitin protein ligase activity; ubiquitin conjugating enzyme binding; zinc ion binding. NCBI's taxonomy places the organism in Eukaryota, Metazoa, Chordata, Mammalia, Rodentia, Cricetidae.